Bacillus rossius redtenbacheri is the source of this 1600-nucleotide messenger RNA. RefSeq names its product integrator complex subunit 15. The transcript has 7 exons. The record is from RefSeq and is a predicted model, not a curated record. Lineage: Eukaryota; Metazoa; Arthropoda; Insecta; Phasmatodea; Bacillidae. Bases 153 to 1280 code for a protein of 375 amino acids.
GUGAUAUUCAACGCGGACCUAACAAACGACAAACUCUCAGAACUGUUGUCUUAGUGGCUAUACUUUCUUCAUUCAUUUUUUUUAAAUUUAAAAAUAAGAUUUUAAUAAAAAAUAGUGAUAUUGAAAAUAUACGACGAAUUGUAUAAUAAAAUAUGUCAGCUUCAGCAUCGGAACUGAAACACACUUUACGAAAAGCAGACUUUCCGGCAUGCGCACGAGAGGCACUUGAUCGUAUAGAACAGUUAUGUAUCGCUUCAGAUACUGGUCGCAACGCCAAAAACAUGGAGAUAGCUACGGACAUAAUGACAGAAUUUGUUUUCUGUGAGACAGAUAGAAGAGGCUCACGGAGAAGGAAGCUGAGCUGCAUCCAGGAGCUGCAGCUGCUGGAGGCCCUGAGCGACUACUUCAAGCCGAGCUUCUCGGGCGGCCUGAGCAGCGACGCGACGCGCCACGCGGUGUUCGCCAGCCUCUUCCCGCACGGCAACGCCGACCGCCUGCACGUGCUGGUCAAGCUGGUGUCCAUGGCCAUAUCGACCAAGAACAUCCCCGUCCUCUCGGCCACCGGCAUGUGGAUGCAGCAACUGGGAUGCACAUCGAAAGGCAGUUUGGACCUGGCUGAAGGUGUGGUGAAGGAUUACUUUGAUCUCGUGCCCAAGGCUGCAAGCGUACUGCAGGACCUUCCUCGUCUGGCCCCACAGUUCACUGCCAACUUCCUGACGGCUGUCGCUGAGAUGUACAGUGUGAAAGAUAAGAAGCAGGUGUUUGCUCCUCCGCCGGAGAUCCUGAUGGAGGUAGUGCAUCAGUGGAUUGACCAGAACCCAACACUCUGUCUGGCAGCCCUGCUGACCAAUGUAGCAGUCACAGUAGUCACGCCUUUCGCUGGGCUCUUCAAGUGGUGUAUUCUGUCUCCGCUGUACUACUGCAACCAUCCUCAGUCGAAUGAUUGCAGGUUGCUAUACUCUCAGCUGCACCUGGCCCUGAUAAAGUCCCUGAUGAAGUGUGGCCAGCCGAUAGCGGCCAACGGGAAGACUGUGAUGCUGGUGCAGCAGUUCCUCCCCACGGUGGAGGCUCUGGCACGCUGGCAGCGAGACAACUCCGGGGACCGAGCUGCCGAGGCCAUAGAGUUGGCACUUGACAGACUGGCACAGGCAGUGCAGAUAGGGCUGUUCACCAAGUGUCUCAUUGGGAACAAAGAGGAAUUGCUACAGUGCUUUGACUCCCUGCCAAAACAUCAGUUACUUGGAAUCAUCAUGAGGAAGCAGUCAAGCUCAGAGUGCUGAAACAGCAUGUGAAAUGGUUGUAAUGAUAAAAUGUGUUGUGAAGUGUACAUGGAACUUCUGCAAUAGAAAUAGUGGACAAAAAUUUUUUUUAAUUUUAAAAAUAUAUUGUUAAAGUUCACCUCUUGUGAGUUUUCAAUUUUCAGCAUGCAUAACCUUUUGUUUGAUGUUGAAAAAUCAUUUCUGGGUUAAAAAAAUAAAUACUGUAUUUUGUAAGGGAGUGUUAACAACCAUCAAGCUGUGACUAGUUUAGGUGAUCACCUCACUCCUGAAUGUGACAAUAAAUAUGGCCCUAGAUGAGGAGAAAUUGUACAUAAAGAAAA